Molecule: messenger RNA, 4497 nt
Organism: Bufo gargarizans (Asiatic toad)
Lineage: Eukaryota; Metazoa; Chordata; Amphibia; Anura; Bufonidae
Source: RefSeq, a predicted model, not a curated record
ACAGAGCGAGGCCGGAGCGGCGCCAUCACAGAUCAGGGUGGAGGCUCCUGGCCUCAGGGCUGAGGAGAACAUGUCGGAGCUCACAACCGUCCUCUACUCACUGCUGAUGGCAGUGCUGACUGCAGAUGGUCUGAUCGUCACGAUGAAGGCGCCACUUAUCUCGGCCAUGAGAGAUGGGAAUGUGACAAUCCCCUGUGAGUUUUCAGACUUUAUUCCUGGGAGAGCUAUGAAUGUGCAAUGGAUCAAAUCACAGAAUGGAAUUACAACUCAAGUGUUCCAGUAUAUACCCGGACGACCGAAGGCCUUCAGAGCCGGAUCCUAUAUGGAGGAGAGCGAAAUCCAGAGAGGAAAUGCCGCACUUCACAUCCCGUGGGUGCAGUUCAGUGAUGAUGGAGAAUACAUCUGUGCUGUUGUAGUGACCCCGGACUACAAGGAAGGGAAAAGCACUCUGGAGGUGUCGGCUGAGCCCUCGGCUGCCCUGAUACCCGGAGAUGCCAUCACAGUGGAGCUGGGAAACGAGAAAGUGGUGUCCUGUGACAUAAGCAACUUUUACCCUGAAGAGAUCACCAUUCGCUGGGUGCAAAACGAGAAAGACUCUACAAAAUGCGUUGUACUGAACAAAGGAACCUGCACCGGGGACACCGUUAUUAAUACCGACGGGACGUUCAAUACUAGCAGUCAGCUGACCUUAUAUCCUACAAUGAAGGACGAUGGCUACAAAUAUUCAUGUGUGGUGAAGCAUCGAUCUCUGCAGCAGGACCUGAUGAAGAACUUCACCCUGACAGUAACAGGGGAAUUUCUCGCGUCUGUGGACAUUCAAGACGCCUACUUACACGUCCCGAUUGCUAUUGAGACCUACAUCCUGAGGAAGAGAGGCUUCUCUGAUGCUGUGGUGAGAACCAUGAUCAGAGCUCGAAAGCCGGCUUCUUCGCGGAUCUAUUAUCGCACCUGGAGGGCCUAUCUAACCUUUUUCGCUCCGACAAUGUUAAAGAUCAGUCCAGCUCGUAUGAACCACGAGGAGCCGACUACGCUGACUUGUCCAAUUAUUGGAUUUAAACCAAAACCUUUGGAGAUAACAUGGCUGAAAAAGGAUAAGAAUGACCGGGAGACUGAACUCGUAAGAUGGAAGCCUGAUGAUGGGACCGACGUGAAAGAUGGUGUCCACAAAGUGACCGAGAAUGAGCUUCAUGACAAGUCCUACAGCUUCCAAAGUGCCUUAUUGAUAAAACCAACUGUGAGAGAAGAUGAAGGAGCCACAUACAUCUGUAGAACCUUCCACCCUGCGACAGGUCAAGAGGGAGAACAAGAACUGGUCAUGGCGGUUACAGCUGUUCCUGUGCUGGGUCCCAUACAGCAGACAAAGGGCGAACUCCACGUGAAGGAGGAGAUGAAUCUGACCUGUAAGAUCCAUUCAUUUUAUCCGGCACCUAUAGAGGUCACAUGGUGCACAGAAGAUGGACGGGUGCUGAACUCUACCCUCUCUGACCCCCUCGCUGACCCGGCUGGUCUGUACCAGGUCACCAGCUUCCAUGAAAUACUGCCCAACAUUGAAGGACCUGAAAAGACAUUCACGUGUGGAGUGAGACAUGAAAGUACUGGAGUCACGAGAAAAACGACGUGGAAACUGGAAGAUCUGAUUUCACGGCCCACGGUGUCUGAUAUUUCUUGUAUUCCCCCGUCUCCUGAGCCUGGUACUUCGGUGACCUUAUCCUGCGAUGUCAGUGACUUGUACCCUGAAGACUUUACAUUCUGUUGGUAUAAUGGUGUAACUCGGAUAUCAGAAAAGAAGUACAAAAAAGAGCCUUUUCAGAAGGAUCCGGAGUCUGGUACUUUCAGGGGAACCGUACAGUUGCUGUGGACGACGGACACUGGUUAUAAUGAGGUGGAGUUCCGUCUGGUCCUGACGCACUGCGGAAGGAAUAUUGAAAAAAAAAUUACAAUAAUCCUGACAGGAUCCCCAGUCCUUAGUGACAUCACCAGCGAGCCCAGGAACCCUAAAUACGGCCAGCCUGUGACUCUGCGCUGCAGGGUGACCAACGCAAACCCGAAAGAUGUAGAGGUGAGGUGGUUAAAGAGCGAUAAAGCCCUGGAGAGCGGACAAGGAGUAGCGAAGCAAAUCCCUGAGGCGGACGGGUCCGUAUCCUGCUCACUGCAGAUCACUGCUACAGCCCUGGACUACGCCAAAGCUUACACCUGCUCUGUGAAGCCCAAGAACAUGACAACGCCGCUCAAGAAGACCCAUUAUAUAAAGCUCCCCGAUAAAGUACCAACGUUUUCAGAGAUAAGUGUGCGGCCGGAGAGACCUGUCGCAGGGAAGGAAGCCACAUUCACAGCGACCAUAUCUGGAUUCACACCAGACAUUCGGGUGAAAUGGUAUAAAGAGUUCGACCCGUUUACCAGCGACUUUGUCACCACAUCAGAUCCACAGAUUGGAAAGGACUCUCUAUGCAAUUGUUCCAGCAGCCUGAGGUUCACUCCCCAGGACAAGGACCAUGGGGCGUCCAUCCGCUGUGAGGUGACACAUUCUGUCACUAAGAAAGUAUAUGAGCAGCUGUACACCCUGCGUCUCUCAGAAGGGACCCCAGGUGGACAUCUGCCUCCAUGCACAGGACAUCUAAAGCCUCCACUGAAAACCAAAGGCAUUCAGUGCCUGACGGAGAAUCCGCGGGUGGGAGGUGAAGUCACACUCACAUGUUAUGUUGAUGGAUGUGACGCAGAUCAUUCGGAGUUCUCCUGGAGGAAAGGAAUGUUUCCUAUCGACAGUGGCAUAGAGAACCGGACUCUAGAGGACGGAUCUGGCAGCUUUUCCACAGUCACCUUCACAGCCCAAGAGACAGACCGAGACUGCACAAUGAUAUGUGAGGUGAAUUAUAAUUUCCAGAUACAAGAGGAACAUUUCACACUGAAGCUUCAAUAAGGAUCUACAGGAAUCAAUGGGAGCGAGACUCAUCAAUGUCUACAGUCAUGGGGUAAAAGGAGCGAGACUCAUCAAUGUCCAUCAAUGUCCAUCAAUGUCCAUCAAUGUCUACAGUCUUGGGGUAAAAGGAGCGAGCAUAGACUCCUCGAUGUCUACAGUCCUGGGGUAAAUAGGAGCGAGCACAGACUCAUUGAUGUCUUUAAUGCUGAGGUAAAUAGGAGCGAGCACAGACUCAUUGAUGUCUACAGUCCUGGGGUAAUAGGAGCGAGCACAGACUCAUUGAUGUCUACAGUCCUGGGAUAAUAAGAGCGAGCACAGACUCAUUGAUGUCUACAGUCCUGGGGUAAUAGGAGCGAGCACAGACUCAUUGAUGUCUACAGUCCUGGGGUAAUUAGAGCGAGCACAGACUCAUUGAUGUCUACAGUCCUGGGGUAAUAAGAGCGAGCACAGACUCAUUGAUGUCUACAGUCCUGGGGUAAUAAGAGCGAGCACAGACUCAUUGAUGUCUACAGUCCUGGGGUAAUAAGAGCGAGCACAGACUCAUUGAUGUCUACAGUCCUGGGGUAAUAGGAGCGAGCACAGACUCAUUGAUGUCUACAGUCCUGGGGUAAUAGGAGCGAGCACAGACUCAUUGAUGUCUACAGUCCUGGGGUAAUAAGAGCGAGCACAGACUCAUUGAUGUCUACAGUCCUGGGGUAAUAAGAGCGAGCACAGACUCAUUGAUGUCUACAGUCCUGGGGUAAUAAGAGCGAGCACUGACUCAUUGAUGUCUACAGUCCUGGGGUAAUAGGAGCGAGCACAGACUCAUUGAUGUCUACAGUCCUGGGGUAAUAAGAGCGAGCACAGACUCAUUGAUGUCUACAGUCCUGGGGUAAUAGGAGCGAGCACAGACUCAUUGAUGUCUACAGUCCUGGGGUAAUAGGAGCGAGCACAGACUCAUUGAUGUCUACAGUCCUGGGGUAAUAAGAGCGAGCACAGACUCAUUGAUGUCUACAGUCCUGGGGUAAUAAGAGCGAGCACAGACUCAUUGUCUACAGUCCUUGGGUAAAGAUAAACUUAUACAAAAAAGCUGAGUCUAAGAAAGUUCCAAAUAAAUAAUAAUCUUUAUUAAAUAUGUAUAUAAGACCUGCUCAAAAUACACUGCUUGUCCCACCCCGUCGCCACCUGGAUUUAGCUAAGCAGAUACUCCUGAGCCUCCUAUUGGAUAAUUACUGCACGGGGGCGAUUAUCUUUCAGCUGCAAUAAGUUAUUUAACCCCGACUGGUGCAAUGAGCUGCUUCUCAUUUCUUAAACAUCCAUGUGGAAAGACGCGUCUCGUGUUCGUGGAGAAGAUGUCAGUCUGCUGGAGAAGGGUCAGAUCACUGGCAUCAAGCAGAGAAACAUCUAAGGAGAUCGCAGAAACUACUAACAUUGGGUAAAGAACUGUCCAACGCAUUAUUAACUGGAAGGAUAGUCAGGACCCAUCGUAUUCGAGGAAGAAAUGUGACCGGAGAAAAAAAUCCCGAAUGAUCGCGAUCGGCGAUCACUUAAACGUUUGUUGAAAUCAAAUUGAAGAAAAACAGUAAAACGUUUAAAGGCUA